UGUGAGGCGCAGUCUCAUCACAGUCACCGCCGCCGUCAGCAUCAUCUGAGGUGUGUCUGCGCCGCCGGAGCUGCAGACAGACAGCAAGGACCAACAGAAAAAGAUCCUGUUCCACUCUUUACACCGACCAUGGCGUCAAAAUGUCCAAAAUGCGAGAAAACGGUGUAUUUCGCGGAGAAGGUGUCAUCUUUAGGGAAAGACUGGCACAAGUUCUGUCUAAAAUGUGAGCGCUGCAACAAAACUCUGAAUCCGGGAGGCCAUGCUGAGCAUGAUGGAAAGCCUUAUUGCCACAAGCCGUGCUACGCCACCCUCUUUGGACCAAAAGGUGUAAACAUCGGUGGAGCUGGAUCCUACGUGUACGACAAUCCUGUCAACGAAGCCCCUGCAGCCGUUUCCUUGGAAACAAACGCCAAACCAGAGGAGGAGAAAAAAGCCCCCGCACGGGGACCAGUGAAGGCUGCAAGCUUCUCAUCUUUCUCUGGAGGCCCCAACAUCUGUCCCAGAUGCAACAAGACCGUGUAUUUUGCUGAGAAGGUGUCAUCUCUCGGGAAGAACUGGCACCGGCCUUGUCUGCGCUGUGAGAGAUGCAAUAAGACUCUGGCACCGGGCAGCCAUGCAGAGCAUGAUGGACAGCCUUACUGCCACAAACCAUGCUAUGCUGUACUGUUUGGACCAAAAGGCGUAAACACCGGAGGUGUCGGCAGCUACAUCUACGACGAUCCUGAAGCUGAAGCGCAGUCUUGAGCCCUGAAGCUGCCUCCAGCCCGCAGACAGAGAAACGCCUCCAGGACCCUCUGUGUCUCUAUGAUUUGCCUUCAGUGGUCAUUGUGACAAAUGAUAUGUACUACACUCACAGGGAUGGAAACUUAGAUGUUUAUGUUGUAUUUGUAUAUUGUUUAUAUAUCUAUUUUUUGUACCGAAACGGGCCUUUAAUAUGUCCUCCCAUGUGAACUUCAGAUUUGCCUUUGAGUUUCUUGGUUCUCUUUGCCAAAUAAUUAUUAGCCUGUUACUACAGUGAAUGAAAGCUCCUGUGUUCUUUUCACUCUGGAUUAGUAGAUUUUUGACUUUUGUGCACUUAAAACAUGUACUGUAUAAAAACAAACAAACAAACAAAAAAAGUACCAGCCCUCCAGUUUAUAGUCAGUGUUUUUUGAACAAGUUUGUCUUGGUUCUAUAAAUACAAAUGAUAGCGUAGUGAAGAUACACAUUUUACAAAGGAGUGCAUUUUAAUGAAUGCCAUUAAAGUGAUUUUGAGGGUUGCUGCAAACAAGAAAUGAUCUGCUGUUCUUCACAUUUUAUACAGUAAAAGUGUGUGAUAGCAAACCUGA
This is a messenger RNA of Oreochromis aureus, 1328 nucleotides long. Its product is annotated as cysteine-rich protein 2-like. The transcript is spliced from 8 exons. The record is from RefSeq and is a predicted model, not a curated record. Bases 130 to 744 code for a protein of 204 amino acids. NCBI's taxonomy places the organism in Eukaryota, Metazoa, Chordata, Actinopteri, Cichliformes, Cichlidae.